GUCCGUUGGCAAACACACGCAGAGCUACCCAACGGAUUCCUAUGGGAUUCUUGAAUUCCAGGGUGGUGGAUACGUCAAUAAAGCCAUGUACAUUCGCGUGUCCUACGACACCAAGCCGGAUUUCCUGCUUCAUCUCAUGGUGAAGGACUGGCAGCUGGAACUCCCCAAGCUCUUAAUAUCUGUGCAUGGAGGGCUGCAGAACUUCGAGAUGCAGCCCAAGCUGAAGCAGGUGUUUGGCAAAGGCCUGAUCAAGGCCGCGAUGACCACGGGGGCCUGGAUCUUCACGGGUGGCGUCAGCACUGGUGUCAUCAGCCACGUGGGAGAUGCCUUGAAAGACCACUCCUCCAAGUCCAGAGGGCGGGUCUGUGCUAUAGGGAUUGCUCCGUGGGGUAUGGUGGAGAACAAGGAAGACCUGAUUGGAAGGGAUGUCACGCGAGUGUACCAGACUAUGUCCAACCCCCUGAGUAAGCUCUCUGUACUCAACAACUCUCACACGCACUUCAUCCUGGCUGACAACGGCACGCUGGGCAAGUACGGGGCGGAGGUGAAGCUGCGCCGGCAGCUGGAAAAGCACAUCUCUCUGCAGAAGAUCAACACGAGGAUAGUGUCCAGGUUCUAGCUUUUGAACUGGCUCACACAUACCAAAUGGACGAGCUAGGAGAAGGGCACUGUACAUUGAUCCAAACUCUUGACUGUGGUUUGCGUUGCAGGACUGGGCCAGGGAGUGCCGGUUGUGGGCCUCGUGGUGGAAGGGGGCCCGAAUGUGGUUUCCGUGGUCUUGGAAUACCUUCGGGAAGAUCCUCCCAUCCCAGUGGUGGUUUGUGAUGGCAGCGGGCGAGCUGCAGACAUUUUGUCCUUCGCACACAAAUACUGUGAAGAAGGAGGGGGCAUAAACGAAUCCCUCAGGGAUCAGCUUCUCGUUACCAUUCAGAAAACAUUUAAUUAUAGCAAGAGCCAGUCCCAUCAGCUGUUUGCAAUCAUCAUGGAGUGCAUGAAGAAGAAAGAACUUGUCACCGUGUUUAGAAUGGGUUCUGAGGGGCAGCAGGAUGUCGAGAUGGCCAUUCUAACCGCCCUCCUGAAAGGAACCAAUGCUUCUGCUCCAGACCAGCUGAGCUUGGCUCUAGCUUGGAACCGAGUGGACAUAGCACGAAGCCAGAUCUUCGUCUUCGGGCCCCAUUGGCCGGUGAAUGCUUUGGAGCAAGCCAUGCUGGAUGCUCUAGUCUUAGAUCGAGUUGACUUUGUGAAGCUCCUGAUUGAAAAUGGAAGGCUGGGCCCACCAAACACACUUCAUCUGCUGGUGAGGGAUGUAAAAAAGAGCAACCUUCCCCCGGAUUAUCACAUCAGCCUCAUUGACAUCGGGCUGGUGCUGGAAUACCUCAUGGGCGGAGCCUACCGCUGCAACUACACCCGGAAGAGUUUUCGGACUCUUUACAACAACUUGUUUGGGCCUAAGAGGGAUGAUGAACCUCCCACCAAAGGGAAGAAGAAGAAAAAGAAGAAAAAGGAGGAAGAGAUCGACAUCGAUGUGGAUGACCCAGCUGUGAGUCGAUUCCAGUACCCAUUCCACGAGCUGAUGGUGUGGGCCGUACUGAUGAAGCGCCAGAAGAUGGCCAUCUUCCUCUGGCAGAGAGGGGAGGAGAGCAUGGCCAAGGCCUUGGUGGCCUGUAAGCUCUACAAAGCCAUGGCCCACGAGUCCUCGGAGAGCGAGCUGGUGGAUGACAUCUCCCAGGACCUGGACAACAAUUCCAAAGACUUUGGCCAGCUUGCGGUGGAGUUGUUAGACCAGUCCUAUAAGCACGAUGAGCAGAUUGCCAUGAAACUUCUAACCUACGAGCUAAAAAACUGGAGCAACUCAACCUGCCUCAAGCUGGCUGUGGCAGCAAAACAUCGAGACUUCAUUGCUCAUACCUGCAGUCAGAUGUUACUGACUGACAUGUGGAUGGGAAGGCUUCGGAUGAGGAAGAACCCAGGCCUUAAGGUUAUCAUGGGGAUUCUCAUCCCCCCCACCAUCUUGUUUUUGGAGUUCCGAACAUACGAUGAUCUCUCAUAUCAAACAUCCAAGGAAAACGAAGAUGGCAAAGAAAAAGAAGAAGAGAAUGUGGAUGCAAAUGCGGAUGCUGGUUCCAGAAAGGGGGAUGAGGAGAAUGAGCACAAAAAGCAGAAAAGCAUUCCCAUUGGAACAAAAAUCUGUGAAUUCUACAAUGCUCCCAUUGUCAAGUUCUGGUUUUACACAAUAUCGUACCUGGCCUACCUACUGCUGUUUAACUAUGUCAUCCUGGUACGCAUGGACGGCUGGCCCUCCUUCCAGGAGUGGAUCGUGAUCUCCUACAUCGUGAGCCUGGCACUAGAGAAAAUACGUGAGAUCCUCAUGUCAGAACCCGGCAAACUCAGUCAGAAAAUUAAAGUAUGGCUUCAGGAAUACUGGAACAUCACAGACCUUGUGGCCAUUUCCAUGUUCAUGGUUGGAGCCAUUCUUCGCCUACAGAACCAGCCAUAUAUGGGCUAUGGCCGGGUCAUCUACUGUGUAGACAUCAUCCUUUGGUAUAUCCGCGUCUUGGACAUUUUUGGUGUCAACAAGUAUCUUGGCCCUUAUGUGAUGAUGAUUGGGAAGAUGAUGAUUGACAUGCUGUACUUCGUGGUCAUCAUGCUGGUUGUGCUGAUGAGUUUUGGUGUAGCCCGUCAGGCCAUUUUGCACCCUGAGGAGAAGCCUUCUUGGAAACUGGCCCGCAACAUCUUCUACAUGCCUUACUGGAUGAUCUACGGCGAAGUGUUUGCAGACCAGAUUGACCCUCCUUGUGGUGAAAACCUCUAUGAUGAAGAGGGCAAGCGUCUGCCUCCUUGCAUCCCGGGUGCUUGGCUUACUCCUGUCCUCAUGGCCUGCUACCUGCUAGUGGCAAACAUCCUGCUUGUCAACCUGCUGAUUGCUGUUUUCAACAAUACCUUCUUUGAAGUCAAGUCAAUAUCCAAUCAGGUGUGGAAGUUCCAACGAUAUCAGCUGAUCAUGACAUUUCACGACAGGCCUGUCCUACCCCCACCGAUGAUCAUUCUGAGCCACAUCUACAUCAUCAUUAUGCGUCUCAGCGGCCGCUGCAGGAAGAAAAGAGAAGGCGACCAAGAGGAACGGGAUCGUGGAUUGAAGCUGUUCCUUAGUGAUGAGGAGCUGAAGAGACUGCAUGAGUUCGAGGAGCAAUGCGUGCAGGAGCACUUCCGGGAGAAGGAGGAUGAGCAGCAGUCAUCCAGCGAUGAGCGCAUCCGGGUCACCAGUGAGAGAGUUGAAAAUAUGUCAAUGAGAUUGGAAGAAAUCAAUGAAAGAGAAAAUUUUAUGAAAACGACCCUACAGACUGUCGACCUUCGACUUUCUCAACUUGAAGAACUCUCCAGCAGGAUGGUGAAUGCUCUGGAAAAUCUUGCGGGCAUUGACAGGUCUGAUCUGAUCCAGUCAAGGUCCCGAGCUUCCUCCGAAUGUGAGGCCACUUACCUUCUCCGCCAAAGUAGCAUCAAUAGCUCUGAUGGCUACAGCCUAUACCGCUACCAUUUCAACGGGGAAGAACUGCUGUUUGAAGACACCUCUGUCUCCGUGCCUCCAGGGACAGGCCUCCGGAAGAAAACUUGUUCCUUCCGGGUGAAGGAGGACAAGGACCCUAAAGUCCAUCUAGCUCCAGAAAGGCAGACUAGCCUGCACUUUGCAUCGGGCCCCAGUCCCCCAGCAACCCCAGUUCACAGUCAACGUAAAGUAGAUGGCACCACAGUCACUUCAGAGCCCAAAUUAGGACCAGACAUCGGCAUUUCAACCCUAGAUGAUGAAAGGCAGGCCGACACUAAAGUAGAGGAAAUGAUGUCCUCUGGUUUAAAUGCAACAGAUGUGAUGUCUGGACAGAAAUCAGAUUUUCCGAAUACUCAGCUCACAGUGGAAACAACCAAGAUAGAAGGCACUAUUUCCUAUCCAUCGGAAGAAAGCAAAAUCGCACGCUAUUACCCAGAUGACACACUCAACGCUUACAAAACAAUGAAAUCCAGAAGCUUUGUGUAUUCCGAGGGAAGAAGACUGGUUGGUGGGUUUCACAACUGGGGUGCUGAGUACAGUUCAAUCAUGGAUCAAGCCUGUCCCUCGUCUGUCCAGCAAUGGACAACAGAAUGGAAAUAUGAAGUUCAGAAGAUCACCCGUUCCCGUAGCACUGAUAUCCCUUGUAGGGUGUCUGAGGCUGCAGUUCAAGCUGAGCAAAGAGAGCAAUCCACAGACACGGAAGAUGACAAUUGCUUUUCUCAAAGAGUCCCUCCGAUCUCUCCGGUAGCCCUCCCUGCUACAGACAGAACUGGAAAGGAGAACUUACUGUCCGUGAAGCCACAACAAACUUUGGGAUUCCCAUCGCCAAGGUCAAGAAGUUUCCAUGGCCAUCCCAGGGCUGUCAAGUGCAUUCAGGGGAAACUAGAUAGAUCUGGACAUGCCAGCAGUGUGAGUAACUUAGUAGUUGUGUCUUCAGUUACCAUGGAAGAAAGAAAUAUAAAGCAGGAGAAAACUUCCACUGAAACUGACUGCUAAGUUUGUAUUCUGAUAGGAAGGAAGGAAGGAAGGAAGGA
Messenger RNA from Dipodomys spectabilis (banner-tailed kangaroo rat), 4578 nucleotides. RefSeq names its product transient receptor potential cation channel subfamily M member 1 (gene Trpm1). Gene Ontology annotation, biological process: calcium ion transport into cytosol; protein tetramerization. The transcript is spliced from 22 exons. The record is from RefSeq and is a predicted model, not a curated record. Lineage: Eukaryota; Metazoa; Chordata; Mammalia; Rodentia; Heteromyidae. Gene Ontology annotation, molecular function: calcium channel activity. Gene Ontology annotation, cellular component: membrane.